Messenger RNA from Aedes albopictus (Asian tiger mosquito), 1362 nucleotides. RefSeq names its product carboxypeptidase B-like. Lineage: Eukaryota; Metazoa; Arthropoda; Insecta; Diptera; Culicidae. Gene Ontology annotation, biological process: proteolysis. Gene Ontology annotation, molecular function: metallocarboxypeptidase activity; zinc ion binding. The record is from RefSeq and is a predicted model, not a curated record. The coding region runs from base 82 to 1320 and encodes 412 amino acids. The transcript has 5 exons.
AGAGCAGAGCUAUAAAACAGCAAACGAUACUCACUGCAACAGCCAUUUACAGAGCUGAUAGGAAGUGCGUGGUGUGUUAGCAUGAAGUUCACGGCAACCCUGGUGGUGCUUGCACUGGCCGUGCUGGUCGGCGGCGAGCAGGUAUCUUAUAGAAAUUUCAAAGUGUUUAAAAUAGACGUGGCCAGCCAAGAGCAACACGCUCUACUGAAGCGUUGGGAGGAUGUGGAAGGAGUAGACUUUUGGGAUCGUGCUGGGCGCCGAGUUAUGAUCCACCCGGAAUUGCAGAAACAUUUUGAAAAUUUCUUGGUUGCAAACAAAAUUGCUCACGAAGUUAUCAUCGAGGAUGUGGAAGCGACUAUUGAAGCUGAGCGAAAAUACGAUCAGGAAUACAAGAAGUCUAAAGCCACCUUAGGUCGAAGCACCGUUGACUUCGAGCACUUCUGGGAUACUCAGGAGAUCUACGGUUAUUUGGAUGAACUGGCAGCCAGCUAUCCCAAUUUAGUAUCCGUGGAAGUCAUUGGACAUUCCCAUGAAAAUAGGGAAAUUAAAGCCAUCACCAUCACCAGCACUAAUGGCCAAGUGAGCGGUACAAAGCCCGUUAUUUUCAUCGAUGGAGGAGUACAUGCGCGAGAAUGGGCUGGAAUCAUGUCUGUCGUAUACCUGAUUCACGAACUGGUAGAGCACAACUCCGACUACCAAGACAUGAUGACAAACGAUUGGGUUAUCGUUCCGGUGGCCAAUCCAGACGGUUACGAGUUCUCGCACACCUCGAACCGUAUGUGGCGUAAGAACCGUUUCCCAUCUUCCAUUCUUUGCACGGGAGUUGAUUUGAACCGCAAUUUUGAGUACAUGUGGGCUUCUGGUAGCAAUCUCUGCUCCGACACUUACCCAGGCACGGGACCAGUAUCCGAGCUGGAAACUCAAGCCUUGGUCUCGCUCAUGAGCCGCUACAGAAACAAUUUGUCUCUCUACCUGGCCGUACACACCUACGGAGAUAUGAUUCUGUAUCCCUUCGGAUAUGCUUGGCCCUUCAUCCCGGUUUCAAAUGCCGCCGAACACAUCGCUAUGGGAGAAAAAGCCAAGGCUGCCGUUUCGGCCGUUGGUGGCCCGAACUACAUUGUUGGAAACAGUGCCGAAAUUUUGUACACUGCUUACGGGGCCAGUGACGAUUACGCGGUGGGACUUGCCGGCUUCACGUAUGGUUUUACGCUGGAGUUGACCGGAGGAGGCUCGCAAGGAUUCGAUCUGCCUGCGAGUCAACUUCAACAUGUGGCUCACUCUGCCUUCCAAAUCUACAGAUCCAUGGCGAACGAUAUUUAGACAAUAAAUGCUGUUGUAUUUCUUUUGAAAGCAGUUUUGUGA